CCAGGCGCCUCCCACCCUGGUUGCUCCUUGCACUGUGCAGUGGGGGGGUCCGGGCGGGGCGCAGGGGUACGCCGCGGUCCAGGUGGGCGGGGCGCACCUGGGCUCCUCCCCGGGGGCGGGCCCGACGCAGCGUCGCCCGCGCAGGCGGCCGCACCUGGCUCAGCAGCGGCGGCGGCGGCGGCGGCGGCAGUGGCAGCGGCAGCGGCAGCAGCGGCCCGGCCAGAGCGCGAGCGCGGCGCAGCCCAGCCCAGCCCGAGCGCGGACCCGGCGCCCGCAGCCCCGGCGCCGCCAUGGUGGAGGCGGCGCCCCCCGGGCCCGGGCCGCUGCGGAGGACCUUCCUGGUACCGGAGAUCAAGUCGCUGGACCAGUACGAUUUCUCGCGGGCCAAGGCGGCGGCCAGCCUGGCGUGGGUGCUGCGGGCCGCGUUCGGGGGCGCAGAGCACGUACCCCCGGAGCUGUGGGAGCCCUUCUACACUGACCAAUAUGCGCAAGAGCACGUGAAGCCCCCAGUGACACGGCUGUUGCUCUCAGCCGAGCUCUACUGCAGGGCCUGGCGCCAGGCACUGCCACAGCUUGAAACACCCCCCAACCCCUCUGCACUGCUGGCCCUGCUGGCGCGGAGGGGCACUGUGCCUGCAUUGCCUGAGCGUCCGGUGCGCGAAGCCGACCUGAGGCACCAGCCCAUUCUCAUGCCCUUGCCCCCACAGGGAGCCCACCUAGCUGUCAUUGAUGCCCUCAUGGCUGCCUUUGCCUUCGAGUGGACAAAGACCCUGCCAGGUCCCUUGGCCCUCACGAGCUUGGAGCACAAGCUGCUUUUCUGGGUGGACACGACCGUCCGGCGGCUGCAGGAGAAGACAGAGCAGGAAGCGGCCCAGAGAGCCUCUCCAGCAGCUCCUGCAGACGGGGCGGCCCCAGCGCAGCCCUCGUGCCCUACGCGCUGGUACUGGAAGCUGGUUCCUCACGCAAUUGCCUUCUGUUUGAAGGAGUCGGGGAGCAAACCCCCCAUGAUCCGAUACCGCAAGGACCGGGUGGUGGCACGGCGUGCCCCCUGCUUCCCAACAGUGACCAGCCUCCAGGACCUGGCCAGUGGGGCUGCACUGGCCGCCACCAUCCAUUGCUAUUGUCCCCAGCUGCUUCGACUUGAGGAGGUAUGCCUGAAGGACCCCAUGUCUGUGGCGGACAGCCUGUACAACCUCCAGCUGGUGCAGGACUUCUGCGCUUCCCGCCUUCCUCGUGGCUGCCCCCUGUCCCUCGAGGACUUGCUCUACAUCCCCCCGCCGCUCAAGGUCAACUUGGUGGUGCUGCUGGCUGAGUUGUUCAUGUGUUUUGAGGUGCUCAAGCCUGACUUCGUGCAAGGGAAGGACUUGCCGGAUGGUCACGUCGCCUCCCCCAGGGGCACGGAGGCCCCCCCACCUCAGAACAACAGCGGCAGCAGUUCUCCUGUCUUCAACUUCCGCCACCCACUCCUGUCACCUGGCGGCCCCCAGUCCCCACUCCGAGGAUCCACAGGCUCCCUGAAGUCUUCCCCGUCCAUGUCCCAUAUGGAGGCCCUGGGCAAGGCCUGGAACCGGCAGCUCAGCCGUCCCCUCUCCCAGGCUGUGUCAUUCAGCACCCCCUUUGGCCUGGACAGCGACGUGGAUGUCGUCAUGGGAGACCCUGUGCUCCUCCGCUCUGUGAGCUCGGACAGCCUGGGGCCCCCACGUCCGGCGCCAGCCAGGACCCCUGCCCAGCCCCCCCCGGAGCCUGGCGACCUGCCCACCAUUGAGGAGGCUCUGCAGAUCAUCCACAGUGCCGAGCCCCGGCUGCUCCCAGAUGGGGCGGCCGAUGGCAGCUUCUACCUCCACUCCCCUGAGGGGACCUCCAAACCACUGUCCGACAAGCCCACCAAAGCACUGGUGUACAUGCCACACCCCGAGACCCCCUCAAAACCAUCUCCCUGUCUGGUGGGGGAGGCAUUGAAACCGCCGGCCCCAUCUGAGGGGUCCCCGAAGGCAGUGGCUUCGUCCCCAGCGGCCAUCAACUCCGAGGUGAAAAUGACCAGCUUUGCGGAACGCAAGAAACAGCUGGUGAAGGCAGAGGCUGAGGCUGGAGCAGGGUCCCCCACGUCCACUCCGCCCCCACCAGAGGCCCUGAGUUCAGAGAUGAGUGAACUUGGUGCCCGGCUGGAGGAGAAACGAAGAGCCAUUGAGGCUCAGAAGCGACGGAUUGAGGCCAUCUUUGCCAAGCACCGCCAGCGGCUGGGCAAAAGCGCCUUCCUGCAGGUGCAGCCAAGGGAAGCUUCUGGGGAGGCGGAAGUGGAGGCCGAGGCCGACCCAGGCCCAGUCCCUGGUGGGGAGCGGCCGGCGGGCGAGGGCCAGGGUGAGCCAACUUCACGGCCCAAGGCAGUGACCUUCUCGCCAGACUUGGGUCCGCUGCCCCCCGAGGGGUUGGGGGAAUACAAUCGAGCGGUCAGCAAACUGAGUGCUGCUUUAAGCUCGCUGCAGCGGGACAUGCAGAGACUCACGGACCAGCAGCAGCGGCUCCUGGCUCCACCGGAGGCCCCUGGACCUGCCCCACCCCCUGCUGCAUGGAUCAUCCCUGGCCCCACAACGACGGGGCCCAAAGCCUUGUCCCCCAGCCCCGCCCGGCGGGUCCCCACCACCCGGCGCAGCCCUGGGCCUGGGCCCAGCCAGUCACCCCGAAGCCCGAAACACACCCGGCCGGCGGAGCUGCGGCUGGCGCCCCUGACCAGGGUGCUCACACCACCCCACGACGUAGACAGCCUCCCCCACCUGCGCAAGUUCUCCCCGAGCCAGGUGCCUGUGCAGACGCGCUCCUCCAUCCUCCUGGCAGAGGGGACGCCCCCCGAGGAGCCAGCCACCCGGCCCGGCCUCAUCGAGAUCCCGUUGGGCAGCCUGGCAGAUCCCGCCGCUGAGGAAGAGGGAGACGGGAGUCCCCCUGGUGCUGAGGAUUCCUUGGAAGAGGAGGCGUCUUCAGAGGGGGAGCCCCGAGCGGGGCUGGGAUUCUUCUACAAGGAUGAAGACAAGCCUGAGGAUGAGAUGGCCCAAAAGCGGGCCAGCCUGCUGGAGCGGCAGCAGCGGCGAGCAGAGGAGGCACGGCGGCGCAAGCAGUGGCAGGAGGUGGAGAAGGAACAGCGGAGGGAGGAGGCUGCAAGGCUGGCCCAUGAGGAGGCCCCUGGCCCAGCCCUAGCCGUGUCCACAGUCCCUGCAGCCCCCAUGGCCACCCCGGCCCCUGCUGCCCGGGCUCCAGCCGAGGAGGAGGUGGGCCCCCGGCGGGGGGACUUCACGCGGCUGGAGUACGAGCGCCGGGCCCAGCUGAAGUUGAUGGACGACCUUGAUAAGGUGCUGCGGCCCCGGGCUGCUGGGUCCGGGGGCCCGGGUCGGGGCGGGCGGAGGGCGCCCCGGCCUCGCUCAGGUUGCUGUGACGACUCGGCCCUGGCGCGAAGCCCAGCACGCGGCCUGCUGGGCUCUCGGCUGAGCAAAAUCUAUUCCCAGUCCACCCUGUCACUGUCCACUGUGGCCAACGAGGCCCCCAAUAACCUCGGGGUGAAGAGGCCCACGUCUCGGGCUCCCUCCCCGUCAGGCCUCAUGUCCCCAAGCCGCCUGCCUGGCAGCCGUGAACGAGACUGGGAGAAUGGCAGCAAUGCCUCCUCCCCAGCGUCGGUGCCCGAGUACACAGGUCCACGGCUGUACAAGGAGCCUAGUGCCAAGUCCAACAAGUUUAUCAUCCACAACGCCCUGUCACACUGCUGCCUGGCGGGAAAGGUGAAUGAACCGCAGAAGAACCGCAUUCUGGAGGAAAUUGAGAAAAGCAAGGCCAACCACUUCCUGAUCCUCUUUCGCGACUCGAGCUGCCAGUUCCGGGCGCUCUACACACUGUCAGGGGAGACAGAGGAGCUGUCACGGCUGGCGGGCUACGGGCCCCGGACCGUCACACCUGCCAUGGUGGAAGGCAUCUACAAGUACAACUCGGACCGCAAGCGCUUCACCCAGAUCCCCGCCAAGACCAUGUCCAUGAGCGUCGAUGCCUUCACCAUCCAGGGACACCUCUGGCAGGGCAAGAAACCCGCCACGCCCAAGAGGGGCGGCAGCACCCCCAAAUAGCCCCACUCGGGGCUGGGCCCCGUGUGCUGCGGCCACCGUCUCCCGGAGGACAGUGAGUGGGUGUUCCUGGGUCCUGUCUGUCCCCAGCCGUUUCUGGGUGGGGCUGGAGCCUCCACCCUCUGAGUCCAGUCCUGCUGUGGGGGCUGAGCUGGGAGGUUCAGGGACUCAGGGCUCAGCUCAGUCCCCUUGUCUGUCCUUCCCCACUUCUUGAAUAAAAUAAUUUAAAGAGAA
Messenger RNA from Callithrix jacchus (white-tufted-ear marmoset), 4334 nucleotides. It is a transcript of the gene CAMSAP3, whose product is annotated as calmodulin regulated spectrin associated protein family member 3. Gene Ontology annotation, cellular component: microtubule minus-end. The record is from RefSeq and is a predicted model, not a curated record. Gene Ontology annotation, biological process: cytoplasmic microtubule organization; neuron projection development; negative regulation of microtubule depolymerization. Lineage: Eukaryota; Metazoa; Chordata; Mammalia; Primates; Cebidae. Gene Ontology annotation, molecular function: calmodulin binding; spectrin binding; microtubule minus-end binding.